UAUAUGCUGCUGUUUCCUCCUGUAUGUCAUUUUUAUGCGUCACUUACGGAAGGGGGGUGGUGGAUGCCCAUUCGAAUCAACAAUACUCUGUUGUCGUUCAGCUGAAGAGUAGCCUUUGGAAUGCCGAAAAAGUUCCAGGGCGAGAACUCCAAGGCGGCCACUGCCAAGGCCCGCAAGGCAGAGGCUAAAGCGGUGGUAGACGCCCGCAAAAAACAGGAGCUGGAGGACGCCCUUUGGCAGGAGAACGAUAAACAUGUGCUAAAGAAAGAGCAGAGAAAGGAUGACAAGGAAAAAAAACGCCUGGAGGCUUUGGAAAGAAAGAAGGAGAAUCAGCGACUCCUUGACGAGGAGAGCGCGAGGAUCCGGGGAAGAGCCACCGCCAAGGAGCUCGUGACCGGCAAAGUCACCAGGGCACAGAUUGAGGAGACGCUUCGCAUCGAACAGCAACAGCUGGAAGAAGAGCCCACGCAGAAAGAGAAGAGCCACCUGGAGACUCCCCUGGAGGAGAACGUGAACAGGAUCGUCCUGGAGGAAGGGGAAGUGGAGGCCAGAACCAUAGAGGAUGCCAUCUCCGUGCUCAGCACGAGCGAGGAGGUGGACCGUCACCCCGAGCGCAGGGUGAAGGCGGCGUACGCCGCGUACGAGGAGGCCAACAUGCCCCGCCUGAAGAUGGAGAACCCCAACAUGAGGCUGUCCCAGCUCAAACAGCAGCUGAAGAAGGAGUGGAUGAAGUCCCCGGAGAACCCCCUCAACCAGCAUUUCAACACCUACAACAGCAAGUGACCAGGCUCUGGGAAAAGAACUGUACCCGGCACACUGGGGGAGGGGGGAUAUCGUUUUUUUUGGGAGAUGCAACUCGUUUCUCGUUUGGUUUUUCCCGCUAUCAUGAAAUAUGUCGCUGGCUGUCGUCCGUGCCCCCGGCGCGCUCCUCUGCCCACGCUCCCCUGAGAAGACGGGAGGGGGGGGGGGGGGGGGGGGGGGGGAAGCCUCCUCCAAUCAAGGACUCGUGUCUGAAACGAUACACUUCCCUUUCAUUUGAAGUUCGCUGGUUGCGAGCCACUGAUUUUCACGUUAGUGUGCCCAAUGGCGAGGCCUGCAUACAGGGUGAAGUUGUUUUUAUUUCUGGCGUAAAAACAAAAUGGGAGGCUGAGGGGUGGCAGACGUGAAAAACAAAUUAAAGUAACUUAUUUACAGUUGAAUUACCCAUUUGGUUCGAUUUCUUUUGGAUUAGUUUGGCCGUAUUUGCGCUUGACAGCAUUGCAUGACGGCAGCCCUGCAAGAAGUUGGGAAGUGAAAUCCGAUUUCCUUGACCUUUAUGGCUCUCCAUUCAUUAUUUUGCAGUGGCUCUUCGGCUAAGGUUUCCGAUACAUACUCGAGAUGCUUUUUGCUACAGUUACUAACAAGGGUCUCAUUAAGUAGUGUGAUACAUAUAAUACUAUAAUUAUAAAGUAAUAUCCAGGAGUGCUUUACCAGAGUACAGUUAGAAUAUCACCACUAGUGUAGAUGAGGUGUGAUAAUCUUUUCUGCACAAAGAUGGGAGUUUUUUGCGAACGCCGACAUAUCAGCUGAAAUGACCCCCAUUUCAUUGGUUGCAUAGCAGUCUUGAUUGGGAUAUUUAAUUGAAUCCAAAACCCUGUACUGUAGGCUUGCUGCAUUUCAGGAGUUGCUUUUGAAGACCGGCUGGCACUUCAGUACCCAAACAGUUUUCAGGGAACAUAACAUAUAUCUAACGAGGUGUGAUGUCACACAAAACGGUGCUGUCACUUGACCACGAGUAGACCUGGAGCCACGUGCAUGCCUUGAGUGACUGAUUCAAAAGCGUGUCUGCAGCUGAGGAUGCUAUAUCAACAAGUGAAUUUAUUUGACGCUAGUUCGACUGCAUUCUUCUCGACCAUUCAGUCCCCGAAAAUUAUCUAAAUGACUGAUAGUUGAGUGAGUUGAGUGAGGAGUCAGACGCAUGAUCAGAUAAAUGGAUCGGCUAAAUGGAAACAGUGAUUCUAUUUUCUUUGCUCAAUUGUAGGUGCCAGUACUUUGCAGGUCAAUGAAAUUGUGCCACUUAAAAUGAUGAAAUAAUACAAAUCAUAUAAACAAUUUAUAACCAGUGUGGCUUUUCCGUUUCUGUGAAAGAACUAACACAAACGCAAAUAAAUUGCAUCUUCCAAAGUG
Molecule: messenger RNA, 2166 nt
Organism: Hypomesus transpacificus
Lineage: Eukaryota; Metazoa; Chordata; Actinopteri; Osmeriformes; Osmeridae
Gene: ccdc124
Product: coiled-coil domain containing 124
Exons: 5
Coding region: 121-783 (220 amino acids)
Biological process (GO): transcription by RNA polymerase II
Cellular component (GO): nucleus
Molecular function (GO): transcription coactivator activity
Source: RefSeq, a predicted model, not a curated record